Phycomyces blakesleeanus NRRL 1555(-) is the source of this 423-nucleotide messenger RNA. RefSeq lists its product as hypothetical. Bases 1 to 423 code for a protein of 140 amino acids. The transcript has 3 exons. Lineage: Eukaryota; Fungi; Mucoromycota; Mucoromycetes; Mucorales; Phycomycetaceae. The record is from RefSeq and is a predicted model, not a curated record.
AUGUACGACGAAUGGUUUAGAAAACCGACAUCUCGUGUGACUACUACUACUGUAUUUCUAAGGAUUGCAUAUGAAAUAGAUACAUAUAAAUUUCAGCCUGAACCUUCAAAGUAUAACAAUAUUGCUUUAUAUAUUCUUGCAACAUACUUGAUUACACAAAACACACAAAGUACACAAAGUGCACAAAGUACAUCAAAAUACAGCAAUUACUGCCUUGAAUUGUCAGUUUUUGAGCAUGUAUAUGUAUAUAGCUCCUAUUGUCAGCUUAUUGGGAUAUUUCGCAAAGAUAUCCUACUAACUAUAUUUACCAUUGAAAUUCAAUGGGGUUUCAACAGAACAGAAAAAAAAUGUACCCUUGCGUUGUGUUCAACUGGUUUGUAUCACGAUUACCAAACGGCGUUUUUUACCGACAAGGUUCUAUAA